This is a messenger RNA of Paramuricea clavata, 622 nucleotides long. NCBI's taxonomy places the organism in Eukaryota, Metazoa, Cnidaria, Anthozoa, Malacalcyonacea, Plexauridae. The record is from the annotation of a GenBank genome assembly.
AUGGCAGCAACAUUUUCGGCCGAGGAGGUAGCAAAUGUUGUUGUUUCUUCAAAAAGGAAGCACAAUAAAAGUGAAGCAAAGGACCAGGGCAAUAAAAUCAGGAAGUGCCUGCUGCCCUUAUUCAAGGAAUCAAAAAGCGAGCUGCUAGAGGAAGGAGUGCGAUUGCUGCAGCCGCUGAUAGAAAUGCCUAGCAGCUGCCCAUCGAAGAUCCUGGCUGGCAGCUCAAUAAAUGCAGCAAUCGUUUUCCGGAACGAGUUGCGAAUGUGGCUGGCAGCAAUUUGUCGCCGACUAUGCGGCAGACGUUGUGUGACGAACCCGUUCUCCUCGGAAAUAACACGCGAUAUGCCUUAUGAGCUGUUUGUUGUGUUUCGGAGGGUGGUCAAGACUGGGCCUGGGUUUGUGGAGCCAUAUUGUUUUACUGGAAGCAAUAAGAAGGGGGAUGUAAUAUCCUUCACAAAUCUACGCCUAGUUACGGAGUUACUGGCAUUGCUCUCAGGAUACCCAGAGAAGGAAGUGGCAACAUAUUUUAGGAGGAAUUUAACUGGACUGAAAGCUGGACAUAAGGUCAAUGUUAUUGCAAGUGAGGCUAAGGAUUUUGCUUUUAUUUACAUACAGAAACAAG